UUUUGGUAGAAAUCAAAACUAACUUUUGAUAACAUAUUUGGAAUAUAAUUGUGAAAAACUACAAAAAUGUCUAAUUAUAGCAUUAUGAGUGUGAAAGAUAUGAUCGAAAUGGCUUUCGGAGAUCCACGGAUUGACGUCGUUAAUUUUAAACUAAUACAGACGAUUUUGUUUCUACUCGCCCGUCAACUGCGUCUAUUGGGUCGUCGUGUAGAAGUCAAUGUUGAACAACCUUUUUUAACGCCUCCUCGGAGCAAUAUAAUUGUAACUGAACUUAAAAUGCAGGCUGCAGUGCCUAGAAAGCCUAAACGAGCAAAACUAUCAGAAACUGAUUCAACAGACAUGACUGCCGAAAAAACACCUUCUCACAGGAAACCAUUAAAGACUGGAGGCGGUGCUCAUGAUUCUUCAAAAAGUGAUCCCAGAACCACUGUAAUCGACUCAAAGAAAGGAAUCACUGAUCCCAAAAAAACAAUUACUGAAGCAACAAAAAGAGCUACUGAUCCCAGGCAAGAUGCUGUUGAACCAAGAAGAGGAGUUUCUGAUCCCAGACAAGGUGGGACAGUAGCUAGGUCAAGAGAAACGGAUGCAAAAAAAACGUUAGUUGAUGCUAGAAGAGGAGUGUCUGACCCAAGAUACGAUGUUGGAUCACAGGAUGACCAGAGCGUAAUUGGUGCGAUUGAAGAGAAAAGAGAACGUGUGCUCCGUGUUAUUCGUCAGAGAGCAGAUUCACGAGAAGAAGCUGAAAAAUCUCCAACUCCAAUGGCAUCGCUUGAUAGCAUAGUUGAACGAACCUCUUCUGAAGAAACUAGGAUUGGUAUUGAAGAUCCUCGCUCAACAAUGAAAAAACUGAGGCUAUCCGUAGUGACACAAGAUCAGUUUCAAGCUUUAGUUGAGAAGGUUAGAGAACUGCAGAAUCAGUUUGGCGGAGUUCCUUCAGCUAGAUUUCCAGAAAACAUUGAACUAAUGCAGCAACUAAGAAAAGGAGCCUCAUUAACUGAUGCUAUGGCUGCCUUACAAUUAUCAGCCCGUCUCGAAGCUGCUGAAAAAACAUUAGGCCAAAUGUUAUCACUCAUUACCACAAUAGCUGGUGAUACUCCCGGAAUAGACGCAGCUGUGAGUGAGACUUUAAGAAGGACAACCACCAAAGCACGGGAAACAACAUACGGUGACAAAAAGUUGACCGAGCAAUUCCGUGCAAAAGAUCGCGACACGUCACCGGCUAUGAAAACAGCUACAUUGCAACCAACAACUCUAAAGACAAUUUCAGAAGAAACCAAACAACCAUCAACGUUUACAUAUACUCAAACUGCAGCUGGCCAAGCUAAAAGUGUACCAGAAGAGCCUGUUAUCACAUUUGGUGAUUUAAACCAUGCAUUAGAAAAAUUGCAAGGCGAAAUACUAAAUGAAGUCAGAACUAUAAAUAAUGCCAAUACUGAGAGUGCUAAUAAUGCCUUAAGGCUUACAAAAAAAUUAGAGUUGAAAAUAGAGGCGUUGUCACAGCUAGCACCGAAGAUGAAUGAUUUAGAAAAACUUGUGUCAAAUUAUGCUGAACAAAUUAAUGCUUUGGACACUGGUUUAAGUGCACAGAUGACUGAUUACCAUGAAAAUUUGAAUCAAAUGCAACACGACUUGGAAGUUGCCUUAGAGACAAUGGCCGAGGCACUUGCUAACACCGGCUCUGAUACUGAAGUUGUAGCAGAAUUGAAUACUAAACUUGGAUUUGUUCAAGAAGAUAUUGAUAGAGCAGCUGUAAACCAAAAGGAAUUAUUGGAAAUGCAAAAUGCUCUUCAUGUAGAACUGCGAGGUCUAUGGCAAGAAAUCGAGGUAUUAAGGGAAGUAAAACCCGAUAGAGAUGAAGUUGUGGAUGCCCUUCGUGAUAAAGCCGGACUUAAGGCAUUGAACGGUCUGGUGUCCCAAAACCAUUUCGAUGCAGUCCGUGGAGAUUUCCAAAAGAGUGUUGCUGCUGCUUACGACAAAUUUAACAACCAAGAAAUAGUAUGGCAGAAAGCUAUUGAUGAUAUUUAUAGAGAACUGAGCGAAAAAGCUGAUUUGGUUCAACUGAAUAGCUUGUCUAAUGAUAUCGAUAACAAGCUCAAAAUUCUAAACAGCAGAGCUCAGUUAAUCAUGGACAUUCUCGGAGAACCUGUCGCUGCAGCUACCACUAAAAAGCUUUUCCGUGAUUCUGCUUGUCUAUCUUGUUCCACGCCAGCACAUAUGGAGAUUACAGAAACGGACACCAUCCCGAAACUUCCAGAAUUUCCAAAGCCAGCACAAAAAGUUCUCGACAUAGAAAAAACUUCAAAACCGGCAGAAGAGAAUGUAUGCAUACCGGGUAGACCUAUACCUCAUGCAUUAGACCCAAGAUCGGAGUUCUGCAAACGUUAUUGUGGUGGUGGUGCCGUAGGACGUCCAAUAAAGAAAUACGAACCUAUUCGAUUCGUUUCCUCAUCACUUAAAACAACUACCAUUGGAACCGAUGGAAAAACUUACAAGACGGAAGAACCUUGUCAACCGUGUGUCCCAUGUAAUCAAACACACUCAGAAACAAUUCAGCCCUUGGAAGCUGAUCAAGCUCCAAAAUUCAAAGAGGAACACGUAUCUGAUGUAACGGCACCGUCUGAUUUUUUCAUGCAGGAAGUAUCUGGUUUAGAACAAGACCCUGAGACGGCGAACAGCGUUUCUGUUACACCAACACUUCCUUUAGAUAACGACUAAAAAUAAAAUUGAUUUUAUACAU
Molecule: messenger RNA, 2737 nt
Organism: Papilio machaon (common yellow swallowtail)
Lineage: Eukaryota; Metazoa; Arthropoda; Insecta; Lepidoptera; Papilionidae
Product: putative leucine-rich repeat-containing protein DDB_G0290503
Exons: 16
Coding region: 67-2715 (882 amino acids)
Source: RefSeq, a predicted model, not a curated record